AUGUCUUCGGACAUACCUGGUUUCUAUUAUGAUGCAAUUCAACAACGUUAUUAUCGUAUAUCAUCUCAACCAUCAAAUCCUAUACCGAGUGCUCGUGCUAUCAAUGAACGUGCUCGACAAGAACAACUUAUUACUAAACAACUUGAUUUGAUAAAUUCUCAUCCAAAAAAAUCAUCUCAACGACAUAAAGAAAAAAAACGAUUAAUUAAAACUCGUCUAUCGUUACUUCGUCAACGAGAAUAUGGUCAAACAUCUAUUAAACUCUGUCAUAAUUAUAUUCAAUCGAAUUUUGUCGAAACACUUCCAUCAACAUGUUUUCUUGAUAAUUCAUCAUCAUUUUCUCUUCAAGAUAAUUCACAAUCUUUUGCCAAUUAUGAUAUGACAAUAACAUCUUCCGGUCAAUGUAUUCAAUUAAUAAACUAUAAACUAUAUUUAAAUCUUCUAAAAAAUCCAAUAUAUUCAUAUCAAUUACAAACAAAUCCAGUUGAUGGUUAUCGUUCAUCCUAUUUCAUAGAUUCAUCAUCACCAUUCAUGUCAACAACAUUAUUAAAUGAUGAAAAUCAUGUUAUUAUACGUUUUCUUCAAUUUUCAUCAUUAUCAACUGAUCGUUCAUUACUUAUGUUAUCAAAUAAUCCAUCUGCACCAAAAUAUUAUUAUCAAGAAAAUUGUCAAACUGUUCAAUUAUCAUCUUCAUUAGUAAAUCAUACAUCACCAUUAAUGAUUAAAUGUUCUGGUCCAUGUUGUUAUUCAAAAUCAUUGGAUCAUUUUGCAUUUAAUAUUAAUAAUUAUUUGUAUGUCUAUGAUCUUCAAACAUUUCAAUCAAUUUGUUCAUUACGUAUUCCAAUACGACGUGUGACAUUAAAUGAUAUUAAAUUUUCAUAUGAAAAUUCAAAUAUUAUAUAUACAACAAAUGGACAUCAAUUUCAACAAUGGGAUAUUCGACAAUCGAAUCGUUCAUGUUCCAUAAGAAUUCCAAUACUUUGUUCAACAAUUAAAUGUUUACAAACAAAAUUUAAUUGUAUUCUAACAAGUUCAUUUGAUGAACGAAUUAAUCUUAUUGAUUUACGUAUGCCAACAAAACCUUUACUAACUUACGAUCUAUCAUCAUCAUCAACAACAACAGUAGCACCAAAUAAUCCACAUUUUUCAUUUACAAUUGAUACUGAGACAGAAAAUUUUAUAGCUGCUUGUUCACAGUAUCAUAUUGUUAAUAUAUGGGAAUUGAAUUCAGGUCGAUUAUUAAAUCGUAUAAGAUGUCCUAUACCAGAACGUUUUGUACAUACAUCAGCAAAAUGUUCAAUAGCUUCUGUUGAUAAAAUACCAGUCUUAGGAAUUUAUCAUCCAGAAUAUUGUCGGAUAACCGAAAUGAUAAAUAAAAAAUCGUUUUGUUGA
Adineta steineri is the source of this 1392-nucleotide messenger RNA. The record is from the annotation of a GenBank genome assembly. Lineage: Eukaryota; Metazoa; Rotifera; Eurotatoria; Adinetida; Adinetidae.